UGCCCCCGGCCAACUUCUGCAGCCUUUCUGAGUGACGCGUUCCCGCCUAUAGAGGGGGCGCCGGCCUGGGACCGCUAACCUCCGCCUGAGCUCCAGGCCCAGCGUUGCCAGCGCCGUGCUUCUUUGAUCGGCCGGGAAGGACUCUUAAUCCAAGCGCUUCCAGCCCCCGUCGGGGUCCAGGGCCCUCCCGAGGUUUGGACGCUCAGGCCAGACCUUGAAUACCCUGAAGGAGCUUUAAGCCGCUCCUCCACCCCAUCACCACUGUCUCCGUGGCAGAACCCAAGCCAGCUGGAUAGCCAGGGCGUCUGGAGCUUGUUCCGUCCCCCUCAGAUCCAGCUGAAGGCGUGGGGCUUCUGCCUGCCAUGCUCUGCAUGGGCAAUCCUAUAUAAGUCCCAGUUGGCCUAGAACUCAACCAGGGCCUUAGUCUGGGGUCGCCCAGGAGGCUCCUGGUAACAAAUAGCCCCUCCCCUUCUGUGUGCUGGUAACCAUGGCAACGGUAGAGUCCUUCCCUCCUCAGGCCUGCUUAGAGCUCAGGCCUCAGCUUCCCAAGAACAUUGAUCAUCGAGAAUGGCCCCCGAGUCUGGCCACAAGGGUCAGGGAGCUGAGGAGGAGGCACUCCCAUCCCUGGCAGAUCAACACCUGGUCAGUGGUGACCUGGAACCUCCAGCUGGCACACCUGCAGACCCUACAGUUCACACAUGCCUGCAGGACACCGAGCCCCACCCCACACGGGUGGUCCAUCCUGUCAACUUACAGGUGGUCCCAGAGUCCUUAGACCCCUGCACUCUGAGGCUGCUGUGGGGGCAGCGAGAGCUGGAGAUCCAGGCCUUGCGCUGGGCCAUCCAAAAUGGCCAGAGUGCCCAGCACUGUCGCAUUCUCCAGGAGGUGGUAGGCCUCCCCACCGAGAGGAGCUUCUGCAGUCAGGAAAAGUUCUUCCAGAAUCAGAUCCAGAAGCUGUCCUUGGAGCUAAAAGAGCAGAAGGAACAAGCCCAGAGGGAGAAAAAAAACCUGGAAGAGCAGCUUCUGCAGGCCAGGCACACCAUGCAGCAGCUGGAGGCUGAGUUGGAGACCUUCAAGAAAUCCUGCCUCUUGAAGUUGGCCCAGUCCUCCUGGGUGGGCCGGAUGCUGCGAUCCCAGACUGGCAGUGUGGAGGUGGUGACUGCAGAGACCCUAAUGGACCCCAGUGACCUUUCUGAUGAUCAGGCCCCUGCUACUGGGGAGAGUUUCCGGCUGGAGGAUGUGGACUGGAACAGCAUUGCCCAUCGGUACCCCAACCUCUUCACCAAGAUGGAAUCCAGCUCCGGGCACAAGCAGCCCUUGCCAUCCUCAUCGCUGGACAAAUGGAGCUUGGAGUCCCCUGGCAAGCAUGUGGAAGGGUGUCACAAGAAUGUCGAGUGGAGCUCCCUGCCCUGGAUGGGCACCAGCAGCUCAGGGGGUGCCGACUCUGACUCCAGCAGCAGCCUGCUGGGCAUGCCUUUCCGUGUGCAGAAGGUGAUAGGUCACCCGCCCCGGGCCAGGAGCUUCAGCAGAGACUCAUCCCUGGGUCUGGAAGAUUUCCAGAAAAGCCACUUAGACCAGCCCAGCAAGACCGUCCUGGUGCUCCAGCCCCACACAGACCCCAAUGAUCAGGGGCUCCAGCCCCACACAGACACCAACGACCAGGGGCUCCAGCCCCACACAGACCCCAACGACCCGGGGCUCCAGCAGAGUGCUCCUCCGCGUCCCAGCCCGCACUACUGCAGCCUGAAGAUUGUAGCUGUGAGCCGCCGAGAGAAGUUUGUCCGCAUUCUCAACCAGUCGCUGGAGGGGACAGUCGACCUGGGCGGCCUGGUGCUGAAGCAGCUGGUGUGCGACUUCCCGGUGUGCAUGUACCGCUUCCCGUCCGGCACACUGCUGGCGCCGCAGCACCACGUCACGGUAUGGGGCGAGGGUUCCAGCAGCGCCAAGAAGCAGCCGCGCUUGUCCUCGGGCUACGAGCCCGUCCACUUCCACUCCAGCAAGGGCUGUGUGACACUCCUUCUGGACCCCACGGGCAAAGUCCUCAGUGAGUACCGGGUCCCACACUAUGUGACCCCGAUCUCGGGGAUCUUUGCCGACAACACCGACUUGUCCAUCGAUUGCUUCCCGCUCUCUGAGGCUCACCCCAGCGUCCACACGCGCGAGAAGCCGCGCCGGCCUCGAUCCCUGCGCAAGGCCCGGCGGGGCAUCUUGCCGCUUCUGAGCACCAGCAAGUUCUUCCACCCGCGAGAGGCACUAGGGCGGCCCGAGGGCGCAAAGCCCAAGACGCCGGAGCUCCUACCCGCCAUCCCAGAGGCCGGGCCGGGCCCCGAGGACUGCCAGGUCCAGAAGGAGCUCAAGGUCCAAGUGAGUGCGCGCGAGUGUGCUGGACGCCGGGUUUCUGCCCGGCGCGUCCCUGCCCCGCCAGGCUCCUCCCUAACUUAUCCACGGCCUGCCUGCAGCUCCUUCGCUGCCCCGCUAGCUCCCGGCCUCUUCGGGCUCCUCCCGCUCCUCUCCUCCCAGCCCCACCCCACCCAGCUCCCUCCUCUGAACUCUCAGCCCCUCCCCGCCCCUACCCCACCUUGUCCCGCCUGGCGCGCUCUCAGGGCCCCGCGCUACCCAGGUGUGCCGGAAGAGCGUGGAUCGGGGCUGCCCGAUGGUGGCGCUGUCAGUGCAGCGCACCGCAGAGAGCAGAUACGGCUUCCGCUUUCUCAGCUGCCUGCCGGUCACUGUGGACGCGUGCCGACGGGUGUAGGGGCGCGGGAGAGGACAGCAGAGGGAGUGUGUGGGGCUAGGCAGGCACUGCCAGCUGCAUAAUUUAUUGAACCAACUUUGCCUACAAAGUAAACCACAUUCUGUACA
Nycticebus coucang (slow loris) is the source of this 2859-nucleotide messenger RNA. RefSeq names its product lamin tail domain containing 2 (gene LMNTD2). Bases 568 to 2814 code for a protein of 748 amino acids. Gene Ontology annotation, molecular function: structural constituent of chromatin. NCBI's taxonomy places the organism in Eukaryota, Metazoa, Chordata, Mammalia, Primates, Lorisidae. The transcript has 16 exons. The record is from RefSeq and is a predicted model, not a curated record. Gene Ontology annotation, cellular component: lamin filament. Gene Ontology annotation, biological process: chromatin organization.